GAGUCAAUCCACAAGAAGUAGUAAUAGAUAAUUUACUUCCUUAUCUAUAGACAGGGAUGAUAUAGUCCAUUUCCAGUCCCUUUGAAGAUCUCUUGAGGAGCAACAAUGGCGGGACUCACCAAUCUCAAGCUAUCUCUGUUUCCCAAUUCUUGUUCACUCUCCUCUUCUUCCUCUCUUUCCUCAAACCCAUUCCUUGUUUCUACCUCCAUUUUCUGCAGAAAUUCCCACCGCUUCCCAAAGAUAUUUGCGUUUUCGAGCAAUGAUAUUAAAGUGGGCAGCAACAUUGAAGUGGAUGGAGCUCCUUGCAAGGUUAUAGAGUUUCUUCAUGUAAAGCCUGGGAAAGGGGCUGCGUUUGUGAGGACCACAUUGCGCAACUAUGUAACAGGGAACAGUGUUGAGAAAACUUUCCGAGCUGGAAGUAAGAUAGAAGAGGCAAAUAUCUACAAGGAGACAAAGCAAUUCACCUAUAAGGAUGGUGCCCAGUAUGUUUUCAUGGAUCUGACUAGUUAUGAAGAAUAUCGUCUAAAUGAAAAAGAUGUUGGAGAUAAAGCGAAGUUUCUAAAAGAGGGCAUGGACUGCAGUUUGCUUUUCUGGAACGGGAAGGUGAUCGACUUUGAAUUGCCUAUAACAGUAAAGUUGACAGUGGUGGACGUUGAUCCAGGCGUCAAAGGUGACACUGCCCAAGGUGGAUCAAAGCCAGCAACCCUCGACACCGGUGCAGUUGUUAAUGUUCCGUUAUUCAUAAAUAGAGGGGAGGAAAUUAUGGUUGAUACUAGAAAUGGACAAUACAUGAGCCGCGCAUAGGUUGCUUCAGAUACAAUUUUGUAACAACUGAAACUUUUUGUAUGUAUUAGAACUUAGUAUUUGCAGGAGUAACAUUAGAGGACCCCAUUGAGAUGCUAUUGGAAACCUUUUGUUUUCUACUGAUUUGAGUAGCCAAGGGAGUGGUGUACAAAUGGGAAGUAAAAGUAAUCAAACAAAUGAUCCUUGUUUUGCUGUCAAUUUACCUUCCAAAACAUAACUCUAAAAACAUUGUGAGUAGUGAAGCCUUUUGCCUUCAUAAAGUCUACAGUCCAUACACUGAUCUUAAUAACAUUUGGAUACCUUUAUGA
Molecule: messenger RNA, 1112 nt
Organism: Solanum dulcamara
Lineage: Eukaryota; Viridiplantae; Streptophyta; Magnoliopsida; Solanales; Solanaceae
Exons: 7
Coding region: 106-804 (232 amino acids)
Biological process (GO): translational elongation; peptide biosynthetic process
Cellular component (GO): cytoplasm
Molecular function (GO): translation elongation factor activity
Source: RefSeq, a predicted model, not a curated record